Molecule: messenger RNA, 2171 nt
Organism: Cheilinus undulatus (humphead wrasse)
Lineage: Eukaryota; Metazoa; Chordata; Actinopteri; Labriformes; Labridae
Product: zinc-binding protein A33-like
Exons: 1
Coding region: 138-1526 (462 amino acids)
Molecular function (GO): protein binding; zinc ion binding
Source: RefSeq, a predicted model, not a curated record
AACAGAAGCAGCAUUGACUAAAAGAGAGCUGCAUCCUGGGAACACAGCCAGCAGAUUUAGAACACACGCAAGUCACAAGGAAGGAAGCACCCGUUGCCCUGUCUGCCUGUUGUGACUUUUGCUACACUCAGUGGAAAAUGGCUUCGUGUUUAGAGGAGGAUCUGUGCUGCUCUAUCUGCCAUGACAUCUUCAAACAUCCUGUAGUUCUGCAAUGUAGCCACAGCUUCUGUAAAGCCUGUCUCCAGAGGUGGUGGACAGAGAAACAGGCCCAGGAAUGUCCGAUCUGCAAGAAAAGAUCUUUAAGGUUAGACCCACCUUGUAACUUGGCGUUAAAGAACCUGUGUGAGGCCUUCUUACUGCAGAGAGCUUCAUCCAACUCAGAGCCUCUCUGCAGUCUACACUCUGAGAAACUCAGACUGUUCUGCCUGGAUCAUCAGCAGCCUGCUUGUCUCGUCUGUAGAGACUCUAAAAUACACGCCAGCCACACAUUCAGACCCAUCGAUGAAGCUGCACAGGAUCUCAGGGACAAGCUCUUGGAAUCACUGGAGUCCUCAAAAAAUAGACUGGAGAGCUUUAAAAAAGUCAAACAAAGUUGGGAUGAAACAGGAAACUACAUCAAGGCCCAGGCUGCAAACACAGAGAAGCAGAUAAAGGAACAGUUUAGGAUGCUUCACCGGUUUUUAGACAAGGAAGAGGAAGCCAGAAUCUCUGCACUGAGGGAGGAAGAGGAGCAGAAGAGUUGUUGCAUGAAGGAGGAGGUGGAGGCUCUCAGCAGAGACAUAGCAGCUCUUUCAGAGAGAAUCAGAGCCACAGAGGACGAGCUGAGAGCUGCAAACAUCUCGUUUUUAAAAAACUACAAGGCUGCAGUGGAAAGAGCCCAGCAGCACCCCCUGCUGGGGAAUCCACAGUUGUCCUCAGGAUAUCUUAUAAAUGUGGCCAAACACCUGAGCAACCUGAGCUUCAACAUCUGGAACAAGAUGAAGGACAUGGUCUCCUACAGUCCUGUGAUUCUGGACCCGAACACUGCAGGUCCAGGACUUAUGCUGUCUGAAGAUCUGACAUGUGUGAGACAAGGACAGCAGCAGCAGCUUCCUGAUAAUCCAGAGAGAAUCAGCGAGUGUUGCUCUGUCCUCGGCUUUAAUGGCUUCAGCUCAGGGACUCACAGCUGGGAUGUGGAGGUUGGACAGAGCAAAAUGUGGGACUUGGCCCUGUGUGAGGAGACUGCAGACAGAAAGGGAGACAUAGACACAGGAUUAUGGAGAAUACAUUUUUAUGAUAAUAAAUAUGCAGCAGUCAACCCUUCAGGUAAGGCUAUUGUCCUGUCUUUGAGAGGACAGCCUCAGAGGAUCCGAGUGGUUCUGGACUGGAGCAGAGGAAAGCUGUCAUUCUCUGAUUCUGACUCUAAUGCACACAUACACACCUUUACACACACCUUUACUGGAAAGCUGUUUCCGUAUGUUUGGUGUGGAGAUUCACCUGCUCUGAAGAUACUACCAAAGAAGUUCUCUGUGACAGUGGAACAGUGAAAGGGCUGGAUCAGGGGUCGUCUUGCCUAGUGCUUGAAAAUGGCUCCAGUGAUGUUCGAGACAGUAAAGACACUCACAACGUUUUCUCAAACUAAUGAAAAAGGAAUGAGAUUUUCCUUGUCCAACUCAGCGUGUUAACAUGAACAACUGACAUUUCGUCUAUUGUCAGUUUGUAGACAGUGAUUCAUUUUUAAAACCGUUUGCUGUGUUGAAAUAUUUGUUGAAUAUAUAAUUAUGAAGUAUAAUUGAAGGUAGAUACGAUGCUCUGUGUGUAUUAUUCAAAAAUCUACAGGAGAGAUCAUGGUGUAAGGAUGGGCAUGAAUCCAUCCUGUCUUAAGUUUAUUUCGUAUUAUUUGUAUUAUUUUAUUUUGUAUACUGUGUUUUUAAACUGUAUAGAUCUUGUUUGUGACUUUAACACUUGAUUUUUGCUCACAAUUGCCAAGAUUUGUACUAACUUGUAGCAUUUUCUCUGUAAUCAUGCAGUUAAAAAAAUCAAUAAGAGUGAAGAAAACUGAUGGAAAGUCUAGAAAAAUAAGACUUAAGCAUGGCCAAACCAUUUAUAAACACUUCAAAAACUAUUAUUUAAAGACCCUGUAAAGUGAAAAUAAAUCUGUAUUUAGGUUUGUUGUAUGACAGGUCACUGUG